AUGACCAUUUUAGCCUCUGCCCACAAUGGGGCCCAUGAGUUAAGUUCGGGAGGGCGAAAUAAUCCCGGGGUCCCCAUAAUCGCCGAAACCAGUCACCGGCACCCUUUGUUAGUUCCCGAUUCCUUAUCCCGGGGUAAACUUGUCAUCGGCACGGGCAAGGCCUUGGCGCAAACUGGCCUGGGGUCCGUUCUAAUCUCAUAUACGGUCGUUGGUUUCAUCGUCUUCUUAGUCAUGACUUCUCUCGGCGAAAUGGCUGCUUGGCUCCCAAUCUCUGCCGGAUUCACUGGUUAUGCGGCCAGAUUCUGCGACCCCUCUCUUGGUUUCGUUCUUGGUUGGUGUUAUUGGUUCAAGUACAUCGUCGUGACCCCCAAUUUGACUGCUGUGGCAUUGGUCAUACAGUUCUGGCUGUUUUCCUCGUCGCCAUUACUUGCAUCAACUACUUCGGAAAUAUCGCCCUUUAAGGUCUUGACAAUUAUCGGUAUCAUUACUUUCUCCCUAGUGCUUGCACUUGGCGGCGGUCCAGACCAUGAUCGAAAGGGGGCGCUCCGAGAAUACAUCACAACCGGAGCCGCUGGGAGGUUUGCAGGCUUUUGGUCGUGCAUGGUUAACGCAACCUUCGCCUACCUUGGUACGGAGCUGGUAGGCGUUACCGUGGCCGAAGCCCAAAACCCGCGCAGAACUAUCCCUCGCGCCAUCAAGCUUACGUUCUAUCGCAUCUUGGUCAUUUAUUGUCUCAGCGUUUUGCUUGUUGGAAUGAUCGUCCCGUGGAACUAUGACCGACUUCUCUUCGCGACGGCAAAAGCCAAAACCGGUGCGGACUCAGAUCUUUACAUCGCCAGCCGCACUUUAUAUGGGCUCGCCUCAGAGGAAAAAGGCCCAGCUAUCUUCAAGCGAACCGAUUCACGAGGCGUUCCUGUCUAUUCCCUGGCGUUCUCGGCUUUCUUCUCGUUAUUGGCUUUCAUGAAUGUCUCGGAUGAUUCGCCAAAGGUCUUUGAUUAUUUCAUUAACUUGACUACGAUCUUUGGUCUAGUUGCAUGGAUAUCUAUCCUUGUCACUCAUAUCGUUUGGUGCCGGGCGCGUUUCGCCCAAGGGUUGAGGAACGAUGAGCUACCAUACGUUGCCCCCUUUGGGAUCUAUGGUUCCUACGUGGCGUUGGUGGUAUGUGUGCUGAUCGCCCUGACAAAGAACUACGAUAUGUUUGUUGAGGAUGGUCUUGCCAAGAACUACAAGAAAUUCAUCACAGGCUAUAUCGGAAUUGCCAUUUAUUUGGGUCUCAUCUUUGGGCACAAGAGUGUAACCAAAAGCCGCGGUUUUAAGCCUUGCGAAGUCGACCUUUUUACUGGGAAGGAUAUCAUCGAUCGCGAGGAGGAAGCCUUUCUUGCGCAUCAAGCCGCUCUUCGAGACACCAUAACAAGGGCUGGUUCUACCCGACUUCAUUUCAUGGAGGAGGGGAUAACGAGAGGGGUGCUUCCGUCUACUCGUCUCAGCUUCACCAUGUUUGCUAUUCAGAGACAGAUAGUUUUAGAGUCCAGCUGCAGUUGUCUUUACAUGUGUCACGCCUAUGCAAGUGGCGAUUAA
This is a messenger RNA of Fusarium vanettenii 77-13-4, 1578 nucleotides long. RefSeq lists its product as uncharacterized. The coding region runs from base 1 to 1578 and encodes 525 amino acids. Gene Ontology annotation, molecular function: amino acid transmembrane transporter activity. The transcript has 7 exons. The record is from RefSeq and is a predicted model, not a curated record. NCBI's taxonomy places the organism in Eukaryota, Fungi, Ascomycota, Sordariomycetes, Hypocreales, Nectriaceae. Gene Ontology annotation, biological process: amino acid transmembrane transport. Gene Ontology annotation, cellular component: membrane.